AGUUUACUUGCUGCUGGUGUAUUUGGUCACCGCUUUGGUUCCUUCGCUGACGGCAUGUUUUGCCAGUUCACCUGGCAGAAGCAGCCUGAUAGCGGUCUGGAUCUCGCGAGAGCUGAUGGUCGACUUCUUGUUGUAGUGGGCAAGGCGGGAAGCUUCGGUGGCGAUGCGCUCGAAGAUGUCGUUAACAAAGGAGUUCAUGAUGCCCAUGGCUUUGCUGGAGAUACCAGUGUCGGGGUGAACUUGCUUCAACACCUUGUAGAUGUAGAUAGCAUAGCUUUCCCUUCUCUUUCCUCUCCUCUUCUUCUUUCCAUCAGCAAUGGCUUUAGCCUUUCCGGCUUUCUUCUCGCCUUUCUUUCCUGCAACUUUGGCUGGCAUCUUGCUAAAUCACAAAGAUGAAUAGAUGAGCAGCGCAACUCGUCUUGUAUUUAUAUCAGAAUCGUAAAAGGAUCUAUUACCAUACGGAUCGAAAUUCUCGAUAAAUGAUUGGUUUAUUACGAUACUAACCCCGUGGGUCAGUUUGCUUGUUAUUCUAUCAUACUACUGAAGAUUCAUGUGAUUGGUGACUUUCGAUCUCUCUUGCAUAUUUAACGAACUAUAAAUAACCGAGGUUGCUGGUACAAUAGCUAUUCUGAUUUAUAACAGUCAACGCAUUACACGACAAACAUGUCUGGUCGCGGUAAAGGAAAAGCAAAGGGCACUAAGUCCAAGAGCCGCUCAUCUCGAGCAGGGCUUCAAUUCCCAGUUGGUCGAAUUCACCGUCUUCUCCGCAAGGGCAAUUACGCUGAGCGAGUUGGCGCCGGUGCUCCAGUGUACUUGGCUGCUGUGCUCGAAUAUCUGAGCGCUGAGAUCCUUGAGUUGGCGGGCAAUGCUGCUCGUGACAACAAGAAGACAAGAAUCAUUCCCCGUCACCUUCAGCUUGCUGUCCGUAAUGACGAGGAGUUGAAUAAACUUCUUGCCGGUGUCACAAUCGCACAGGGAGGUGUUCUUCCUAACAUCCAAGCUGUACUUCUGCCCAAGAAGACCGAGAAGAAACCCAAGGCAUAAAUCAGCCUUAACCCAUCAAAAACGGCUCCUUUAGGAGCCACCACAUAAUAAAAAAGUCUUGACUAGCUGGAUACGAUGAGGUAAAUAAGAACUAUGAAAAAUCAUCUCAGAACCCCUCAACCCCAGUUUCUAAUUUUAUGUUAUGAAGUGAUAAAGAAUCUUUGGACUCGAAUGUCGAUCAACGACCAAAUAAAUUUAUUAAGUUUCCACACACCAAAAUCGUAGAAAUAACGACUUCCGAUACGUUACUCGACGCAAAGGCGUUUAACUAUCGCUCCAAAACCGCAAAAUCCGUACAGAGCUUACACGCACCAAGAUCUUAGAAACAACGCCGUUGGAACUUUUACUUGACGCAAAUGUGCGUGAGUUGCGCGCCAAAAUCGUUUAUCGUUGAGGUAAGUACUAAAACAUGGAACGACCUAAAACCACCUGCAACGACCUACAACCACCUCAAAAAUUGCAAAUUCUGUGGUGUAUUCCUCUUUCUUAGAGUAACGCAGCGGGUAGCGCGAAAAAAAAACAAUUGCGCUUACAUACGUGUAGACCUCGUUCUUUAGCGUGACCAAACGGUGUGCGCAAACACGCAGACCUUGUUUCUGAGCAGUUCGAAAAGAGCUGACAUAUUCAAAUAUAUAAUCUUCGUUCUGAAUUUGAACCGACAUAUUCAAAUGUAUAUUCUUCGUUCUUCAUUAAACCGAACCGAAAUUCAAAUUGAAAUUAAAAGUCAUACUUAUUCCUCCUUCUUCAAGCGUAAUUCAAAAUUAAAUCACUGAGCAUUUCGACUUCGCUGGCUAGUAAACUGACAAAUAUAUAUUCUUUGGAGCACUAGUUUAGCUGACCUCUCCUUCAUUCGACUGCGGGAGCGCGGGACUGCGUGAGCACUAGUUUAACCGACCUCUCCUUUAAUUUUUAAUCAACUACGGGAGUGCGGGACUGCGUGAGCACUAGUUUAACUGGCCUCUCCUUUAACUAUUUUUCGACUUCGGGAGCAAUUGAUUUUAGUAACGUUCAAAAGAGGCCGGGUAUUGUGAAGUUGCGUGCAAUGUUCUUUUUCCAAGCUACUGCCCCAUAUCGUGACGCGCGAGGAUGGUGCAAUCCUUUUGUUUAGCAAAUGUAUGAGCGAGAUGUAAGCGUUUGUAACACACUGAGAAAAGGCAUUUAUGUAUAUUGAUCAUGACUUUCUUUGCAUUUGGUGGCUCCUAAAGGAGCCGUUUGUAUUGUGUCAGGAUGGUCUGUCUAACCGCCAAAUCCGUACAGAGUGCGGCCUUGUCUCUUCAGAGCGUACACCACAUCCAUGGCUGUCACAGUCUUUCUCUUGGCGUGCUCUGUGUAUGUCACAGCAUCACGAAUCACGUUCUCAAGAAAAACUUUAAGAACACCACGGGUCUCCUCGUAGAUCAAGCCGGAGAUUCGCUUGACACCGCCACGGCGAGCAAGACGACGGAUGGCUGGCUUGGUGAUUCCUUGGAUAUUAUCACGAAGGAUCUUUCGGUGACGCUUGGCGCCACCUUUCCCGAGACCUUUACCUCCUUUACCGCGACCAGACAUGUUGAUUCCUACUCGUGUGUUUGAGUUAUGGCAAUUGAGCGAACGUUAUUAGGUUUUAUACAGAAACAUAAGACCUCUCAGAAAACAGUAUGGGAAUAAGGGUUACUAUUGGUUGAGUCAAAUAUCUAAGUAUAAUUUUACUGUUAUAUUAACAUGUAUUAACAUAAAUCACACGGUAUUCCCGCCCGCAUAUGUUUCCGAUGGAAACAACUCUCUUUCAUCCACAAGUUACCAGCAACAUUCGCUGAGAAUUGGUUUUACUCUUUAGUUAUGUUACCUAUUAAAUUUAAGAUGAGGAUUACAUUUAGCUUAUGCCUAAACGACCUUCCUUGUUACUUCGGAUCAAAAUAACAUCGCAGAUCCGUGAAACUAUUCACAGCUUUCGUAUCUAACCAAUCAAAUCUCUUCAUUUUGAGCCAAUCACAAGUAAGCCCGCCAGGUAUAAAUCAUUUUCUAUACUCAACUUCCUGCAUUCACUAAUUCAGAGUCGCUGAACAGGAUGGCACGUACGAAACAAACUGCACGAAAAUCAACCGGUGGAAAAGCUCCACGCAAACAGCUCGCCACAAAGGCAGCUCGUAAGAGCGCUCCUGCCACCGGUGGAGUCAAGAAACCUCAUCGUUACAGACCGGGUACAGUCGCUCUUCGUGAGAUCCGUCGUUACCAGAAAUCCACCGAGCUCUUGAUCCGCAAGCUGCCCUUCCAGCGUCUUGUGCGAGAAAUCGCUCAAGAUUUCAAGACAGAUCUGCGUUUCCAGAGCUCGGCUGUGAUGGCUCUUCAAGAAGCUAGCGAGGCUUACCUUGUUGGUCUGUUUGAAGACACCAACUUGUGCGCCAUCCACGCCAAGCGUGUCACCAUCAUGCCCAAGGACAUUCAGUUGGCCCGCCGAAUCCGCGGAGAACGAGCAUAAGUGCUCUUCGCUUCAAAUCAAAAACGGCUCUUUUAGGAGCCACCACAUGAAUAAAAGCAAUGACCAAUUGUAUGAGCUUCUACUAACCAAAUUCUCUGGAGUAAAUAUCAUUAGCAACUCAAAAUAUGUUAACACGUUUACUAAGGGCGCGUUUGCGGCAAGUUCAUUUAUAGACAUUUUCUGAUUUAACACCCUGCACAGUAUAUGAAAACAACGGUUAUUUCACUCCCUAUAUAACCAAAGCGUACUAACUUUUUAUCACUCCUCGUAACGUGUUUAAGUCUUCACUUCGCCCUUUGAUUUUGGCGUUAGUAUUAUGCAAAUCAUCGGGGCUAACUGAAACGUUUCGCCAUUUUUCCAAUCGGUUUCUUAAUUAAAAACUUAACUCAGAUGUCUCAUAAAAUAUAAGUUUUCUCACUGGAGACAUUUAGCACAGGUCUUAUCGAGGUCAACUAUGAAAUGGCGGACGCUGCAGUUUCGUUCUUCGUGUUCAAAUUUCGAGACUGCUAUGCCUUUGAAUAUGCAACGAAAUGCUAAUUUGCUCCAUAUACAAUUAAAUUUUUAGGCUACGUUCCCUAACGUAAUUUUAUGAUUUUUAAAAACUUGAAGUUAGUUAGACAAUAAGCCCGUGCCUUCGUAUUUCUUUGCGUCAUAAACUCUCAAUCGAUCGACAAUUGAAUAAACUGUUUACAUCUAGUAUAUUACUGCUCUUACUUCUAAACUUCACAUAUCUCACGUAUAAGAAACCUACUGCAGGUUUAUUAAGAAUAUUACAUCGCCAACUGGUUUUGAUGUUUUGCUUUGUGAAUAAUCCAUUGCAAUCAUAUUUUAAGAAUACUCUCAAAGUUGACUCCGAUCUUGCCCCAUGAUCGAGAGCGCGCGACCAAUUCAUGCAAAAACUGGUUUGGCUGAUCCGUAACGAGGCAAAUCCAAAAAAACUAUGCACAGAAACUUGCUCAAUCGCUGUUAAUUUUUAAAAAGUUUCUUACAAAAGUAAGACCUAGUUUCGAGUCAUUUUCUUCAGUCGGGACAUUUAACAUUAUACCAUUCGUCCAGGUGAGUCACAUAUCACAAAUGGCGGAUGUUGUAGUUUUGUUCUUCUUGUUUGAGUUUAGAGGCCGCUCUGCCUUCGAAUAUGCAUCAAAAUGUUCAUUUUCUCAAACAAUUACAAAGUUAGGGACUUCUUCUUUCAUAUGAUAUUGAAUAUACUAUUGAAAAGUGACUCAAACAAAACUCCUUUCAUCAUUCAUUCAAAGUUUUCGUUUGAACCUUCAUGCUUUCUACACUUUUGACCCUAAAAAUUCAUUCUUUAUUUUAGUAAAUCAAACUUUUCAUUACACCUACAUUUUAUGAGAUAACUUAGCUAUGCUCUUUAUGGCUAGAAAAUAUCUGAUGUUAUUUAAUUAGCUCGUUAUGAACCGAAAUGUCAAACAAACUAACACAGUUUGGGCGCCGCCAUUUUGCGACAACUCUGUUUCCUCGGUGGUCCGUACACGAAGAAUAAUAUUACCUUGCGCGCGCUCUUAGCAAUCAUUAUUGCUCCUAGUUCCGAUAGUUCUACAGCAAACAACAUGUCCGAGGCAAAGUCCCCCGCUAAAAAGAAGCCAGCUGCGUCCAAAAAGCCAGCUGAGCAUCCGCCUUAUGCCGACAUGAUAAAAGCUGCUAUCUUAGCGUUGAAAGAGCGAAGCGGCUCUUCCCGCCAAGCUAUCGAGAAGUACAUCAAGGCCAACUACAAGGUUGGUGAGGUCGGCUCGCACUUGAAGAUGGCUUUGAAGAGGGGUGUUACUAGCGGCAAGCUUGUCCACACCAAAGGAGUUGGUGCUUCUGGUUCCUUCAAGGUGGCCAAGGAGGAAAAGAAGGAGAAGAAGCCGAAGAAGAAGCCAGCUGCAAAGAAGAAGCCUGCUGCCAAACCAAAGAAGCCCGCCGCCAAGAAGAAAGCAAAGAAACCAGCGGCCAAAAAGCCAGCAGCGAAGAAACCCGCCGCUAAGAAACCAGCAGCGAAAAAACCCGCUGCUAAAAAACCAGCAGCAAAGAAACCCGCGGCCAAAAAACCCGCAGCGAAGAAGCCUGCAGCUAAAAAGCCCGUCAAGAAAGCAGCGAAGAAAUCACCAAAGAAGGCGGCCAAGAAAUAAGGAGGAUAUCAACGCUUCAUUAAAUCAAACGGCUCCUUUAGGAGCCACCACAUAAAAGGAAAAGUUAUGACCAACUGAGUAAUAAAACCGUCUUAGAUGUUCCAGUUCGACUUUUCGAUAAUUAAGGUCAUCACUCCGAUUUUACCCAUUAAUGGUUGCUUAAUCGUCAAUCAGAAUGAGUUAAAAUGAGAAAAUGGCUGCUAUAAGAGCGCAUAACGCGUCAAUUUCGAAUAGGCACGUAAACUUUUCUUUAUGUUAUUCUGACAACUUUGUUACAGACACGCCAUGUCAGAUACACCAGCUACAUAGCAGUGUUAAUCUCGUCACGCAUCACGUUCUCCCCUCCUACAGACAAAAGAUAAACAAGAGAGAUACAACCAUCGGUCUCUGGAGAAUAUUUCCGUACUAAAAAAAGUCGUCAGUCGUUACUUGUAGACUCCAAAGAUUUCUGUUCUCUUGCAACUUCAUCUUUGUCGGGUAUUGCAUGUAGCUUGCGUGUGUUUGCUCCACUUUAAGUGUAAAAACAAGUGAAGAAGCUGCGGAAGGCUUGGCAAGAAAAAAUGUUCUUCCUUUUUUCUUUCCCUACUCGCUAAUCCGUCGCUUCCGCUCAAGAUUAAGAGCUUCGCUGGCUAAUGUACACUUUUUAUUACGCGAAAAUGAAAGAAUAUGCCGAGGUGAAGGUCUAACUCUAUUACACAGGUUAAAUCAGACCGUUUGUGUCUUGCAGCUCAUUUAAUCACCAUUUGCAUAUAUUUGCAUUAAAAUCCAGCGCGUCGAGUAGGUAGGCCGCUAAGAAAAGCUUUGAGCUCCGGAGAUCUACUGUAUAUGGAUCGCGUUUCUGGAAUAAAUCAGCGUUUGGGCAGACAAUAUGUGAUUGAGCAGUUACCGUUGGCAAAUUGAAAAGAAAAAAAAACACUGGCUCAUUAAAGCGUUUAUGUUCAGUGUGACAUUUUUUAAAAUAAAUCAUGAACAGUAGUCUUCGCUUCAUUCGCCGGUCCAUCUAUGAUUCAUAUUUGCUACGCUUUUUCAUUUGUAAAAUUUUGUUUCGUUUCGUCAAGAACACAGUUCGCACAAUCCGGUUAAAAACAAAAUACUAGUUGAUACUAGGGGAAACAUUCUCAUUCUCUUGCGUUCGCAAUUGACUUUCAUAAUAUUUGGUGGCUCCUAAAAGAGCCGUUGGUUUUGGCGGGAAACCCACAAAGUGAGUUUACUUGCUGCUGGUGUACUUCGUCACAGCCUUGGUUCCUUCACUCACAGCGUGUUUAGCCAGUUCACCGGGCAGAAGCAGCCUGAUGGCAGUCUGGAUCUCGCGAGAGCUGAUGGUCGACUUCUUAUUGUAGUGGGCAAGGCGGGAAGCUUCGGUGGCGAUGCGCUCGAAGAUGUCGUUAACAAACGAGUUCAUGAUGCCCAUGGCUUUGCUAGAGAUACCAGUGUCAGGGUGAACUUGCUUCAACACCUUGUAGAUGUAGAUAGCAUAGCUUUCCCUUCUCUUUCCUCUCCUCUUCUUCUUUCCAUCAGCAAUGGCUUUAGCCUUUCCGGCUUUCUUCUCACCUUUCUUUCCUGCAACUUUGGCUGGCAUCUUGCUUAAUCCAAAAGAUGAAUAGAUGUGCAUUGCAACGCGUCUUCUAUUAAUAUCAGAAUCGUAAAAGGAUCUAUUAGCAUACGGAUCGAAAUUCUCGAUCAAUGAUUGGCCUGUUACGAUAUACUAGCCCAGUGGGUCAAUUUGUAUGUUAUUCUUUCUUUAAUCAGAAUUUUACAAUGCUAUCAAAUCGCGCAAAGCUUAAAAUUGAUUGGUGCUUUUCGAUCCUUCCUGCAUAAUGAACGAACUAUAAAUAACAGACUUGGUACAAGUUACCUAUUCAUUCUCAUUGUUAACAGUUAAGCAAUUCACGACAAACAUGUCUGGUCGCGGUAAAGGAAAAGCUAAGGGCACUAAGUCCAAGAGCCGCUCAUCUCGAGCAGGGCUUCAAUUCCCAGUUGGUCGAAUUCACCGUCUUCUCCGCAAAGGCAAUUACGCUGAGCGAGUUGGCGCCGGUGCUCCAGUGUACUUGGCUGCUGUGCUCGAAUAUCUGAGCGCUGAGAUCCUUGAGUUGGCGGGCAACGCUGCUCGUGACAACAAGAAGACAAGAAUCAUUCCCCGUCACCUUCAGCUGGCUGUCCGUAAUGACGAGGAGUUGAACAAACUUCUUGCCGGUGUCACAAUCGCACAGGGAGGUGUUCUUCCUAACAUCCAAGCUGUACUUCUGCCCAAGAAGACCGAGAAGAAACCCAAGGCAUAAAUCAGCCUUAACCCAUCAAAAACGGCUCCUUUAGGAGCCACCACAUAAUGCAAAAGUCUUGACUAGCUAGAUACGAUGAGGUGAAUAAGAACUAUGAAAAUAUCAUCUCAGAACCCCUCCACCCCAGUUUCCAAUUUUGUCAUGAAGUGAUAAAUCCAAAGAAACUUUGGACACAAUGUCGCCUAACGCCAAAUGCGCUUCGUGAAGUUUUGUUUGCGCGGACCAAAAUCGUACAAAUAACGACUUCGGAGAUGUUCUUAAACGAAAAGGUGUGUAACUCUCGGGCCACAAUCGUUGAUCGCUGAAUUUUGUUUUUGUAGACAUCACUGGCGGUUAUAACAAAUUGCGCCCAAAUCCAGUUUGAAAGUUUGAGGGUAAGCCGGUAUGAAUUUUAUUGUACUCUGUCUAUGUAUCUCAUGCGACCCGCGAAACAAAAAUCCGAUUGGAAAGAAAAUGUAUUAACAGGCGUGCUUGAAAAUACAGCUUGAUGAUUUGUAGCUUGGAAGAAAACUAUGGUCGUGUCAAAUAUUAAAAUGGCGAAACAAGACUUGAGAGCGAACAGCGAAAGCGAGUCAGGGCUACCACGUGAUAAAAUGUUUGGGCGACUUUUUUCAUUAUUCCUUUGCAUGCGAUGUGCUGUUCUUCGCGCUUCAGUACUUUAUAGUGACGCGCGAUUUGUUUAACAGAAUGAGUGAAGGAUAUACGGUUUUUAUUCACGCAUAAAAGGAAACAAAUUUAUUGUUCACGACUUUUUUUAUAAUUGAUGGCUCCUACAAGAGCCGUUUGUAUUGCGUCAGGAGGGUCUGUCUAACCGCCAAAUCCGUACAGAGUGUACAUGCACCAAGAUGUUAGAAAUAACGCCGUCGGAACUUUAACUUGACGCAAAUGUGCGUGAGUUGCGCGCCAAAAUCGUUUAAGGUUGAAUCUUUUAUGUCGACGUCACUUGGGGUUAUAGGAAAUUGUGUCUAGUUAAGUUAGUUAGCUGGCUUGAUUUUGAUUUUAUAGCCAAUUUAUACUCAUGCGAUUCAUAAAAGAACACUCGGAAAGGGAAGAAAGUGAUGCAGGUUACUAACAAGCGACAAGCCAAGUAUGCGACGAGAUUUCAUUGCGCGCAAUGUUCUCUUUCCAAGCUACUGCCCCAUAUCGUGACGCGCACUGAUGGUGCAAUCGUUUUGUUUAGCAAAUGUAUGAGCGAGAUGUAAGCGUUUGAAACACACUUAGAAAAGGCAUACAUGUGUAUUGAUCAUGACUUUCUUUGCAUUUGGUGGCUCCUAAAGGAGCCGUUUGUAUUGUGCCAGGAUGGUCUGUCUAACCGCCAAAUCCGUACAGAGUGCGGCCUUGUCUCUUCAGAGCGUACACCACAUCCAUGGCUGUCACAGUCUUUCUCUUGGCGUGCUCUGUGUAUGUCACAGCAUCACGAAUCACGUUCUCAAGAAAGACUUUGAGAACACCACGGGUCUCCUCGUAGAUGAGGCCGGAGAUUCGCUUGACACCGCCACGGCGAGCAAGACGACGAAUGGCUGGCUUGGUGAUACCUUGGAUGUUAUCACGAAGGAUCUUUCGGUGACGCUUAGCGCCACCUUUUCCGAGACCUUUACCUCCUUUACCACGACCAGACAUACUUAUUAUCACUAGUGUUUAAGUUAUGGCAAUUGAAAGAACGUUACUAGGUUUUAUACAGAGAGAUAUGACCUCUUAGAAAACAGAAUAGUAAUGAGGGUUGCUAUUGGUUGAUUUAAAUAUCUAAGCAUAAUUUUUUAGUGUUAUAUUAACAUGUAUUGACAUAAAUCACAAGAUAUUCCCGCGCGCAUAUGUUUUCGAUGGAAAAUAACUCUGUUCCUGAUCCAAAGUUAUGUGCAACAUUCGCUUAGAGUUGGUUUUUCUCUUUAGUUAUGCUAUAUAUUAAAUUUUCGAUGAGGAUAAUAUUUAGCUUAUGCCUAAACGACCUUCCAUGUUACUUCGGAUCCAAAUAACAUAGCAGAUCCAUGAAAUUAUUCACAGCUUUCGUACCUACCCAAUCAAAUCUCUUCAUUUUGAGCCAAUCACAAGUAAGCCCGCCAGGUAUAAAUCCAUUUCUAUACAUAACUUCUUAUUAUCAGUUAUUCAAAGUCGUUGAACAGGAUGGCACGUACGAAACAAACUGCACGAAAAUCAACCGGUGGAAAAGCUCCACGCAAACAGCUCGCCACAAAGGCAGCUCGUAAGAGCGCUCCUGCCACCGGUGGAGUCAAAAAGCCUCAUCGUUACAGACCUGGUACAGUCGCUCUUCGUGAGAUCCGUCGUUACCAGAAAUCCACCGAGCUCUUGAUCCGCAAGCUGCCCUUCCAGCGCCUUGUGCGAGAAAUCGCUCAAGAUUUCAAGACAGAUCUGCGUUUCCAGAGCUCGGCUGUGAUGGCUCUUCAAGAAGCUAGCGAGGCUUACCUUGUUGGUCUGUUUGAAGACACCAACUUGUGCGCCAUCCACGCCAAGCGUGUCACCAUCAUGCCUAAGGACAUUCAGUUGGCCCGCCGAAUCCGCGGAGAACGAGCAUAAGCGCACUUCGCUUCAAAUCACAAACGGCUCCUUUAGGAGCCACCACAUUAAUAAAAGCAAUGACCAAUUUUAUGAGCCUUUAAGAACCACAACCCUCGAACUAAAUAUCUUUAGAAACUCAAAAUAUAAUACCGCGUUUACAAAGUGCGCAUCUUUAGCAGCAAGUUCAGAUUUCAUAGAUUUCUGAUUUAACACCCUGCACAGUAUAUGAAAACAACGGUUAUUUCACUCCUAAGAUAACCAAAGCGUACUUGUGUUUUACCAGUCUUUAUUUACAGGUUUUAUCCUGUUCCUUAAUCCUUUGAUUUUGGCGCUAGUAUUAUGCAAAUCAUGAGCGCCUUCUCCCCAUUUUUCUGGUCGGUUUCUGAAUUAAAACCUUUACGAAAAUGUUUCAUUAAGUUUAAGUUUACAAUAUAAACUGCAUUUCCUCAUUCAAGACGUUUAACACAGGUCUUCCGAAAUUCACGUAUGGCGGGCGUUCUAGUUUUGUUCUUCGUGUUCAAAUUUCGUAAUCACUCUGCCUUUGAAUAUGCAACGAAAGCUCAUUUCCUCCAUACGCAUUCAAAGUUUAGCACCUCUCCUUCCGUUACUUUAUCAUAAAUUAAAAUUUGAAGCUUUUUUUUCUUGGGGUGCUUAAUUAGACGAGAAGCCCGGGCCUUCUUAUUACUUAAAAAUAGUAAGAAUAGUUAAAUAUAACUCUCAAUCGGUCGACAAUUGACUAGACUGUUUACAUCUUGUCUAUUACUGCUCUUACUUCUGAACUUCACAUAUCUCACGCAUAAGAAACCUAUGGUAGGUUUAGCACGAAUAUUACAUCGCCAGCUGGUUUUGACGUUUUACUUUGUGAACAAUCCAUUUUAAUCAUAUUUUAAGAAUAUACUUUCAAACUUGACUCCGAUCUUGCCCGAGGGUCGAGAGCGCGCGACCAAUUCAUGCAAAAACUGGUUUGGCUGAUCCGUAACGAGGUAAAUCCACAAAACUAUGCAUAGAAACUUGUUCAAUCGCUGUUAAUUAAAAAAAAUUGCUAUAAAAGCAAGGACCAGCCUCGAGUCAUUUACUUCAAUCGAGACAUUUAGCAUUGUACCUCUCAUAGGUGAGUCAUAUACAAAAUGGCAGAUGUUGUAGUUUUGUUCUUCUUGUUUGAGUUCAGAGGCCGCUCGGCCUUCGAAUAUGCAUCAAAAUGUUUAUUUUCUCAAAAAAUUACAAAGUUAAGGACUUUUUCUUUCAUAUGAUAUCUAAUAUACUAAUAAAAAAAGACUCAAACAAAACUUAUUUCAUCAUUCAUUCAAAGUUCUCGUUUGAACCUCAAUGCUCUGUAGACUUUUGACCCCGAAAUUUCAUUCUUAAUUUUAGUAAAUCAAACUUUACUUUACAUCUACAUUUAUGAGAUAACGUAGCUAUGCUCUAUUUGACUAGAAAAUAUCUCAUGUUAUUGAAUUAGCUCGUUGUGGACCAAAAUGUCAAACAAACUAACACAGUUUGGACGCCGCCAUUUUGCAACAACCCUGUUUCCUCGGUGGUCCGUACACGAACAAUAACAUUGCCUAGCGCGCCCUAAGCAAUCAUUGUUACUCCUAGUUCCGAAAGUUCUACAGCAAACAGUAUGUCCGAGGCAAAGUCCCCCGCUAAAAAGAAGCCAGCUGCGCCCAAAAAGCCAGCUGAGCAUCCACCUUAUGCCGACAUGAUAAAAGCUGCUAUCUUGGCGUUGAAAGAGCGAAGCGGCUCUUCCCGCCAAGCCAUCGAGAAGUACAUCAAGGCCAACUACAAGGUUGGUGAGGUCGGCUCGCACUUGAAGAUGGCUUUGAAGAGGGGUGUUACUAGCGGCAAGCUUGUCCACACCAAGGGGGUUGGUGCUUCUGGUUCCUUCAAGGUGGCCAAGGAGGAAAAGAAGGAGAAGAAGCCGAAGAAGAAGCCAGCUGCAAAGAAGAAGCCUGCUGCCAAACCAAAGAUGCCCGCCGCCAAGAAGAAAGCAAAGAAACCCGCGGCUAAAAAGCCAGCAGCGAAGAAACCCGCCGCUAAGAAGCCAGCAGCGAAAAAACCCGCUGCUAAAAAACCAGCAGCAAAGAAACCCGCGGCCAAAAAACCCGCAGCGAAGAAGCCCGCAGCUAAAAAGCCCGUCAAGAAAGCAGCGAAGAAAUCAGCGAAGAAAUCACCGAAGAAGGCGGCCAAGAAAUAA
Messenger RNA from Pocillopora meandrina, 12621 nucleotides. The record is from the annotation of a GenBank genome assembly. NCBI's taxonomy places the organism in Eukaryota, Metazoa, Cnidaria, Anthozoa, Scleractinia, Pocilloporidae.